GCAGAAACCAGUAGCAUGACCGACUACGAAGCUUCAACGGCUUUCCUCGGAGAAUGGGGUCGUUUCCAGCAGCAGGUGUUUUUCCUCCUCUCUCUGACCAUAAUCCCUAACGGUUUUACCGCCCUGUCCACUGUGUUCCUCGCCGACACGCCGUCCCACCACUGCCUCAUACCCGCGCACCUCAACCUCACCCCCGCAUGGAAGAACAGCAGCAUCCCGCUGGAGAAAGAGAGCAGCCAAGGUGACGCGUUGGUGCGCAGCAGGUGUUCCAGAUACAAACUGGAUGAUAUACUGAGUUUCUCUGAGAAAGGCUUGCUGCCCGGCGUUGACGUGAAUCUGUCUAAUGUGCCGAAAGAAGGCUGCUUGGACGGAUGGGAGUAUGACCAGAGCAUCUACAUUUCUACUAUCGUAUCUGAGUGGGACCUGGUUUGUGAUGAAAGCUGGAAGAACCCACUGACUUCUUCUUUCUUCUUCUGUGGAGCUCUCACUGGUUCCUUCAUUUCAGGACAGCUCUCUGACAGGUAUGGGAGAAAAAUAGUGUUGUUUGCUACCCUGGCAAUUCAGACAUUGUUCACAUUGAUCCAAGUCUUCUCUCCAUCUUGGACCGUGUUCUGCGCUCUGUUCUUUGUUGUCGGGGUGGGACAUAUUUCCAACUAUGUGGCUGCAUUUGUAUUAGGAGCAGAGAUAUUAAGCUCAUAUGUGCGGGCUAUUUUUACCACGGCGGGUGUGAAUCUGUUUUUUGCUGGGGGCUACACGCUUUUGCCCCUCUUUGGUUUCUUCAUCAGGGACUGGAGGAUGCUCCUCCUAGGCUUGGCCCUGCCUGGCUUCCUCCUCGUGCCUUUCUGGUGGUUUAUCCCAGAGUCUCCUCGCUGGCUGCUCACUCAAGGAAGGGUAGAAGAAGCUGAAGCCAUAAUCAGAGAUGCGGCUAAAAAGAACAAGAUUGAGCCUCCGUCAGUCAUCUUCAGUCCCUUGCAGGAAGAACUUAAGCCUGAGAAGAGAAGGGCCCACAUCUGUGACCUGCUUCGUUCUCGAAACAUCCGCUGGAUCUCUGUCAUGCUGUGGCUGAUCUGGAACACCUUGACCAUUGCCUAUCUUGGUCUUUCCCUGAACACGGCAAACCUUCAUGGGAAUGUGCACCUCAACUGCUUCCUCUCAGCUGUAGUAGAGAUACCAGCCUACAUUUUGUCAUGGAUUAUGUUUCGCUGGUGUUCCAGACGGCUGAGUCUGUCCUCAUCUUUGUGCACAGGAGGGUUGUUUCUACUGCUGAUUCAGCUCAUACCAGCAUACAUGUUUUCUGUGGCGAUAACACUGGAGAUGAUUGGAAAGUUUGCCGUGUCGACAGCGUUUUCUUUGGUGUAUGCCUUCACAGCUGAGCUCUACCCAACUGUGCUGAGGAAUACAGCUCUUGGCACCUGUUCCAUGGCCGCCAGGAUAGGCAGCAUCAUUGCUCCAUUCUUCAUUUACUUAAGAAGCUAUUCUGUUUCACUGCCUUACAUCCUUAUGGGAAGCCUUACAACUUUAGCAGGGUUGCUGAGUCUCCUGCUGCCCGAGAGCUUUGGAAUGCCUUUGCCUGAGACCAUUGAUCAAAUGCAGUACUUUCCCGGAUGCUGUCAGAAAAACCCUUACAGUCUCCCAAGCAGCAAAGAACAGGAAAACACUGCUGAAAGAAAGACUCCAUAAAUAACGAGGAAAAUGCAAAUCUGACUUGAUCAUAACACAUUUCUACUAAGGAGCCUCUUUACAGAAAUAGGUAAAAUUAUUGCUAUGUUGUCACUGGAUGUAUAAAAUUAUGUGAGUUCAAGAGGACUGGAUAACUGUUGUAAUGCAAUUUCUCCACAAAACUGAAGAUAUUUUCUCUUUCAUAGCAACAGAAUAUUGUAAGAGGAUGAGUGUAACUAGGUUUUGCAAUAAACAGCAACGGAUUUGUCAUUUUUGACAGUUCGUGUUAUCACAAA
This is a messenger RNA of Archocentrus centrarchus (flier cichlid), 1955 nucleotides long. RefSeq names its product solute carrier family 22 member 21 (gene slc22a21). Gene Ontology annotation, biological process: transmembrane transport. Bases 16 to 1680 code for a protein of 554 amino acids. Gene Ontology annotation, cellular component: membrane. Gene Ontology annotation, molecular function: transmembrane transporter activity. The record is from RefSeq and is a predicted model, not a curated record. NCBI's taxonomy places the organism in Eukaryota, Metazoa, Chordata, Actinopteri, Cichliformes, Cichlidae. The transcript has 10 exons.